AUGGACAAGUUGGGAACUGUGUCUGCUGCUAUGAGUGUUAGCCGGGUAGUCAGCGAGAUCUCCUGUCGCAGUUGCACCAUAAAACUUGAAAAUCACAGUGAGGUCUACUCACUUGUCAAACCCAGUACCUGGAUGAACAGCGGCUACAACAGCCACCCUCCAUCACCCACUGUGGACGUCAAGGCAACGGAGGUGUGUGCCUUCUCCAAGACAGCAGUCGGUGCCAGAGGGGCUGUAGGUGUUCUGACUUACGAGCUACUGGAGAGAAAAAAAUGCACUGAUAAGAUGAUGGCCAUCAUGUUCUCUGUGCCUUUUGACUACAGCCUCUAUGAGAACUGGCUGGCAGUUGGUGUUUUUGAACACACUCGACCGUGUGAUGACACACUGUUCAAUCUCAUGUACUAUGAUUCUGACCCCGCAUUCAUUCGUGCCAAAGCCAAACACCCUAGUAUAGUGUACACAUGGGAAUCAAUGGAAAUCAGGGCUGUCAUGAGCAAUGCAGGCACAGCUAUUACUGAGGUGGAGAUCCAUGACAAGAGCUAA
Molecule: messenger RNA, 543 nt
Organism: Chanos chanos (milkfish)
Lineage: Eukaryota; Metazoa; Chordata; Actinopteri; Gonorynchiformes; Chanidae
Product: DELTA-thalatoxin-Avl1a-like
Exons: 2
Coding region: 1-543 (180 amino acids)
Biological process (GO): pore complex assembly; monoatomic cation transport; cytolysis in another organism
Cellular component (GO): pore complex
Molecular function (GO): channel activity
Source: RefSeq, a predicted model, not a curated record